Molecule: messenger RNA, 687 nt
Organism: Dendroctonus ponderosae (mountain pine beetle)
Lineage: Eukaryota; Metazoa; Arthropoda; Insecta; Coleoptera; Curculionidae
Product: larval cuticle protein LCP-17
Exons: 3
Coding region: 217-621 (134 amino acids)
Cellular component (GO): chitin-based extracellular matrix
Molecular function (GO): structural constituent of chitin-based larval cuticle
Source: RefSeq, a predicted model, not a curated record
CUGGCCAUUCCCGAGAUGAGCGCCGCUACCUGAAUAAUCCGUUCUUGCAUCAAGCGAAUUUGCAUCCAAACACUGUCUAGAUGUGCGUUUUUUCCUUCUUUCUUUCGUUGAUGAAUCCGAUGUGCAAUCACGGUGGGGAAUGUCUUUCUAUAAAUACCAAAAGCAAUCCGCAGAUUCAUUAAAGUUGUGCUUUAUUGGUACAGAGCAACAUCAAAGAUGAUUCGCCUUGUUGCUGCUUUCUGCAUCUUCGCCACCGCUUUGGGCGCUUCCGUGGGCGGCGAUCCCAAACAGGCCCAAAUAAUCCGAUCAGAAUCCGACAUUUCCCCAGAAGGAAGUUAUCAAUUUGCGUAUGAAACCGACAACGGCAUUUCCGCACAAGAACAAGGCAACAUUCAACCUCAAGGGCCCGAACAGGCCAGCAAAUCGGUAACUGGCCAGUUUCAGUUCCUCACUCCGGAAAAUGAGCAAAUUCAAAUUUCCUACGUGGCCGAUGAAAAUGGAUAUCAGCCAACUGGAAACGCUCUUCCGACGCCUCCUCCAAUCCCCAUCGCCAUCCAGCGGGCGCUUGAGUACAUCGCUGCCCAUCCGCAGCAACCCGAACAGCCUCAGAAGAGGUUCUGAAGCGGAGUUAGAUUAGAGCUGAAAAUUUGUAUAUAAAUCCGAUUAAAUAGAUAAAUGUACGUUGUU